Urocitellus parryii (Arctic ground squirrel) is the source of this 1300-nucleotide messenger RNA. The record is from RefSeq and is a predicted model, not a curated record. NCBI's taxonomy places the organism in Eukaryota, Metazoa, Chordata, Mammalia, Rodentia, Sciuridae.
UCAACCCCGGAGACGCUUGGCAACAGUUGCUAAGGCCAGGAGCCGGCGCCGCCCCGCCCAGCCGAGCGCGAGUGUGGACGUCACUUCCGCCGGCGACCCCCUCCUGACCCUGCUCCCCCAGCACCUUGUCUAGGGAUCCGAGCGCCCAAGGAGGUGCACAAACUACGCCAGCUCCCUUUUGGGGGCGGUGGCCUGGGGGCUGCCAUGGCCCCCAGCCACCUGUCAGUGCGGGAGAUGAGGGAGGAUGAGAAAGCCCUGGUGCUGGAGAUGCUCAAGGUGAGAGAGGCUGGCGUAAAGGACACGGAGAACCGUGUGGCCCUCCAUGCUUUGACACGGCCCCCGGCCCUUCUUCUCCUGGCGGCAGCCAGCAGCGGCCUGCGCUUCGUCCUGGCCUCCUUCGCCCUGGCCCUCCUGCUGCCUGUGUUCCUGGCUGUGGCCGCAGUGAAGCUAGGCCUGCGAGCCUGGUGGGGCUCCUUGCCUCCUCCCGGAGGCCUGGGGGGGCCCUGGGUGGCCGUGAGGGGCUCUGGCGAUGUGUGUGGAGUCCUGGCCCUGGCCCCUGGCACCAGUGCGGGGGAUGGAGCCCGCGUCACCCGCCUCUCUGUCUCACGCUGGCACCGCCGCAGGGGAGUGGGUAGGAGGCUCCUAGCCUUUGCGGAGUCUCGGGCCCGAGCCUGGGCAGGGGGCAUGGGGGAGCCCCGGGCCCGGCUUGUGGUCCCCGUGGCCGUGGCUGCCUGGGGGGUGGCGGGGCUGCUGGAGGGCUGUGGCUACCAGGCCGAGGGGGGCUGGGGCUGCAUGGGCUACACACUGGUGAGGGAGUUCAGCAAAGACCUGUGACUGCAGACCUGGGGCAGGGGGACGCCAGCACCCAGCGCUCCUGCUGUGCCYGGGCACUGUCACAACAUGCCCCGGUGACCCCAGCACACCUGUGCCCCAGCGAGGACUGCAGACCUAGACACCACUCCUCCACCUGCCGCCAGCCUGCAGUGUCCAGUGUGGAACAAACUCCUCUCCCCUUUGGCUACGAGGGCCAUCAGAGGUCAAGCCCCUGCCUCAGAUUCUGUCUGCACUGAGAAUCUCCCUGCUUUGUCUGCAGAGCUGUGCUGUCUGUGCUGCUGGCCCUGGGGAAGCUCUGGGGAGGGACGGAGCGGCCGCCAGCUCUCCCUGAGCUAGGACUUGAGGCAGGGUGCCUGGGACAAGGCCUCCCUGGGAGUGGGCGGGGCUGGUGGGCACAGCUCCUGUGCRUCUGGUCCUUACAGUGUGUCAAUAAAGCCUGAGACUGCUGUGUGCGGCCUCGUCCUGA